Molecule: messenger RNA, 4056 nt
Organism: Tetrahymena thermophila SB210
Lineage: Eukaryota; Ciliophora; Oligohymenophorea; Hymenostomatida; Tetrahymenidae
Product: transmembrane protein, putative
Exons: 9
Source: RefSeq, a predicted model, not a curated record
AUGAUUUUUAAAAAAAUUGAUAUUUUUUCAGAAACAUUUUUAUUCAACAUAGGUAAUGGUUAAAGAAAAUAAAAGACCAUAUUAGGAUCAUUUUUUUCAAUUAUAACUAUUACAACUAGCAUAUCUUACUUAAUUUUCUUGAUACUUGAGUAUUUAAAUAAUCGAAUUGAUCCUACUUUUAGUUCUUAAGAUUUGGUAUCGUCAGAUCCUGUUAGCAUAAAUUUAACUGAAGAUUUAUUUGCAUUUAGGUAUGAAUACUAGGGCAUGAGUAUUGAAUAGUAUUAAGCUUAAUAAAAUAAAACAUAUUUGGUUAUUAAGGUUUAUUUUUUAUCUAUCAAUGGAGCCUAAAAUUAAGUUAUCCCUCUUAAUUUAUAUUAAUGCCAAAAUGUUAAUCUUGUAGGGUACAACUGCAUCGACUUUACUAGUUUAUAAGAUUAAUUUACAUUAUCUGUGGAUAAUAUUAAUAAUAUUUUCACUUAAAUCUCUAUAGGAGUAUAUGGUUGUUAUGACAUAGACUCAUUAAAAACUGAUAUCCCUGAUAACUGUGCAAGCUAAAAUGAUAUUGAAAAUUUGAUCAAUGUUCGUAAUUCUUACUUAGCGAUAAAAUAUUUUACUUAAUAGUACUAAAUAUAGCAUAAGAGUAAAUAAACUAAUUUCAAGUAAGUUUCCUUUGCUGCAGUGGGAAAUUAAGUAUUACUUUAUCAAAUUUUAAUUUAGAAAUAAAUAACUUAAUUUAAAGAAGGAUUAGUAUUUUAAACAAGUUCUACUUUUUCUGCUCCUUUAUCAUACACCCAAUACAGUGUAGGAAUUGAUAGAUAGUAUUCUAUAUAAAAUUUAUCAACGAGUGGGUAUUUGCAAAUUCUAUUAUCUACAGAUACUCAAGUAAAGUAUAUUAGUAUCUAAUAUCCUUCUAUAACUUCAAUUUUAGCUCAAGUUAAUAGCUUGUUUUCAUUUUUUAUGGUUUUAGGUAUAUUUGCUAAGAAUAUAGCUUAGAAAAUAUUGAAUAAGAAAUUAUUUUUAUUGUUUUUAUAGAACUAGUAUUAGGACACAUAUGAGAAAGUGAUGCAAUAUAAUAAUUUAUUUUAAUAAAAUUAUGGAAUAUAUUUUUAAAAAGAAGCAAGUGAUGAACCUGGAGACGAAAAAGAAGAUUUUAAAAAUACAUAAAAUUAUAACAUCCCAUUAUUUUAGACAAAAUUAAAAAGCUUUCCAUUUUCUAAAAGUCCCAAUUAAAUCAAAUUAUAAGAAAAUUUAAAAUUAGAAAAUCAAGACUAACCAUUUUAAGCUUUAUAAGAGCAAAAUGAUUUUUAGUAACUAUAACUAUCAAUGGAAUCGACUUAAAUUAAAAAAUCAUAAUUAAGUAAAUCUAUUGCAAACUUAAAGUAAGAUCUUUGUAAAGAUUCCCUACUUCAAACACCAAAGAUUUAAAGAAAUUCAUCAUUAAUUGACUGCUUAAAUUAGCCUUAGUCUCCUUAAGAAUUGACCUUAUAUAAAGGCCAAUCUACUAUAAACUUGAAAUUAAAUUAUACAAAAGACUGCUCUUUUUAAACAUAAAAGAGAAAAAAAAGUUCAUUUUUCAUAGGAUACUUAAAUUAACUUUAGCCUAAGGGUUUGUAACAAAAUAAUUAACCAAAUUAAAAUAACUAGAGAUAAAAUAAUUAGAUUAUUUAGUAUUAUGUUGAUAAGCUAAAAGCAUUGUAAAAUCCAAAUUCUUUAAGAAUAGUUAAAAAAUUACUAUUCAAAAAGGGAAAUAAAAGUUAGUAAGACGAUCUUAAUUAUGAAACCAGAAAAAAGCUUGAAGACAAAUUUAAUUCUGAAAUUGAUAUCUUUAAACUAUAUAAAGAUAUCAUAUUUUUAAAAAAAGCUAUUAUGAUUUUACUAAGCAAAGAUUAACUUGCAGCUUUAUAACUGGUCGGAUGCUAAAUAGAUUCUUGUGAUCCAUAAUAGCAAGAUGUAGAAUAAGGAUAAAGGAUUAAAAAUAAUGUUAGAAAAAAAAACUAUUAUGAGGAGUAACUCUCUAUUUUAUAAUCUUAGGAACUAUUGUUUGUUUUCUACAAAUAAAUUUUAAAGUAGAAUCUUAACAAAUAAAAAGAUAACUAGUAAUUGAGUGAUUAAUAAAUAGGUAAUGGUUAAAGAAAAUAAAAGACUAUUAUAGGAUCAUUUUUUUCAAUUAUAACUAUUACAACUAGCAUAUCUUACUUAAUUUUCUUGAUAUUUGAGUAUUUAAAUAAUCGAAUUGAUCCUAAUUAUAACUCUUAAGUUUAGAUAUCCCCUGAUCCUGUUAGCAUAACUUUAACGGAAGAUUUAUUUGCGUUUAGGUAUGAAUACUUGAGUAUGAGGUAUAACUGCAUCGACUUUACUAGUUUAUAAGAUUAAUUUACAUUAACUGUGGAUAAUAUUAAUAAUAUUUUCACUUAAAUCUCUAUAGGAGUAUAUGGUUGUUAUGACAUAGACUCAUUAAAAACUGAUAUCCCUGAUAACUGUGCAAGCUAAAGUGAUAUUGAAAAUUUGAUUAAUUUUAGUGACUCUUACUUGUCUAUAAAAUAUUUUACUUAAUAGUAUGAAAUAUAGCAUAAAAAUAAAUAAACUAACUACAAUUAAAUUGCCUUUUAUGUAGUAGGAAAUUAGAAAUAAAUUACUCAAUUAAAAGAAGGAUUAAUAUUUCAAACAAGUUCUACUUUUUCUUCUCCUUUAUCAUUCACUCAAUACAGUUUAGGAGUUGAUAGAUAGUAUUCUAUAUAAAAUGUAUAGACGAGUGGGUAUUUGCAAAUUCAAUUAUAUACAGAUACUCAAAUAAAGUAUAUUAGCAUCUAAUAUCCUUCAAUAACUUAAAUUUUAGCUCAAGUUAAUAGCUUGCUUUCAUUUUUUAUGAUUUUAGGUCUAUUGGCUAAGAGUUUAGCAUAGAAAAUAUUGAAAAAGAAAUUAUUUUUAUUGUUUUUAUAAAAUAAGUAUUAAGACACAUAUGAGAAAAUCAUGUAAUAUAACAACUUAUUUUAAUAAAAUCAAGUAGUAUAUUUUUAAAAAGAAGCAAAUGAAGAACCUGGCGAUGAAAAAGAAGAUUUUUAAAAUUAAUAAAAUAACAACAUCCCAACAUUUUAGACAAAUUUAAAAAAUUUUUAAUUUUCUAAAAGUUCUAAUUAAAUCAAAUAAUCAGAAAAUCAUAAAUUAGAAAAUGAAAACUAAACAUUUUAAGCUUUAUAAGAGGGAAGGGAUUUUUAGUAACUAUAACUAUUAAUAGAACCCACUUAAAUUAAAAAAAAAUAAUUAAAUAAAUCUAUGGCAAGCUUAAACUAAGAUUUUUUUAAAGAUUCCCCACUACAAACGCCAAUGAUGUAAAGAAAUUCAUUAUUAAUUGACUAAUUAAAUUAGCCUUUGUCUUCUUAAGAUUAGACUUUAUAUCAAGGUCAAUCUAUUACAAACUCGAAAUUAAACUAUACAAAAGACUGCUCGUCUUCAACAUAAAAGAGAAAAAAAAGUUCAUUUUCUAUAGGAUACUUAAAUUAACUUUAGUCUUAGGGCUUGUAAUAAAAUAAUUAACCAAAUUAAAAUAACCAAAGAUAAAACAUUUAGUUAACUCAAUAUUAUGUUGAUAAGCUAAAAGCAUUGCAAAAUCCAAAUUUGUUAAGAAUAGUUAAAAAAUUACUAUUCAAAAAUGGAAAAACAAAUUAGUAAGAAGAUCUAAACUAUUAAACUAGAAAAAAGCUUGAAGACAAAUUUAAUUCUGAAAUUGAUAUCUUUAAAUUAUAUAAAGAUAUUAUAUUUUUAAAAAAAGCUAUUAUGAUUUUGUUAAGCAAAGAUUAACUGGCAGCUUUAUAAUUGGUUGGGUGCUAAAUAGAUUCUUGUAAUCAAUAGUAGUAAGACAUAGGAUAAGAAUAAAGGAAAAAAAAUAAUGUUAGAAAGAAAAAUUAUUACGAAGAGUAACUCUCUAUUUUAUAAUCUUAGGAACUUUAAUGCAAGCACAUUAAAAGCUAUUUACAAAAAUGCAACAAUAGCAUAAAUUUAGGAGAAGUCGAUUAUAGAAUAAUUUCUUCCAUCAUUAGAAAUUAAAAUUUAAGUUGA